UGCCACGGUGAACUAGUUCGCGGCUCGCGGGAGUGUUUAUUGUUUGUAUUUGCUUCGCCGUCAUCGUGUUUUGUUCUCCCUUGGAGUUUGAAUUAGUUAAUCUAUUUUCUUUAGUCAAUAUAAGUUGUGAUAUGUCUCAAGAAGCGUUUGUUCAAAAUGGAGAUGAUUGUGCAGAGAACUUAAAGCGAAUGAACUAUUUGCACUGGGACGACUAUUUCAUGGCUACAUCCUUGCUCUCGGCACAGCGAAGCAAGGAUCCAGUUACCCAGGUGGGUGCUUGCAUUGUGGAUUCACAAAACAGAAUAGUGGCCAUUGGUUACAAUGGAUUUCCCCGGAACUGCAGCGACGAUGAGUUUCCAUGGACGAAAGCCAAGAAGGACACGAAGGACUACAACCCGCUCGAGGAUAAGAAGAUGUAUGUGGUGCACGCGGAGGCCAAUGCCAUCCUCAACAGCAACGGUGCCAGAUUGACUGGAACGCGUUUGUAUACCACACUGUUUCCAUGCAACGAAUGUGCCAAGCUCAUUAUACAGUCGGGAAUUUCUGAUAUUCUUUAUUUGUCGGAUAAGUACGCGGAGAAACCCACUUAUCGGGCUUCACGGCGAAUGCUGGAUGCGGUAGGCGUUGGCCACAGACGCCAUGUGCCCAAACAAAAGCAGAUUAUCAUUAAUUUUGACGACAUCCUGGACGAGGAUCCCAACUCUUCACUGAACCUUAACGACCUUCACUUGUGAUAUCAGUGUCACAAUGGAACUUAGGAUAGAACUUUCAAGACCACCGUGUACUUAUGUGUUUGUCAAUGUCAUUUUAAUUUGAUUUUAGACGUGAUUCGUUUGUCCCUCUAGUAAAAUUAGUAACGAACCAAAUAAAUUCCAAAAUGACAAAUGUAA
Drosophila bipectinata is the source of this 890-nucleotide messenger RNA. RefSeq names its product probable deoxycytidylate deaminase. NCBI's taxonomy places the organism in Eukaryota, Metazoa, Arthropoda, Insecta, Diptera, Drosophilidae. The record is from RefSeq and is a predicted model, not a curated record. Gene Ontology annotation, biological process: pyrimidine nucleotide metabolic process. Gene Ontology annotation, molecular function: dCMP deaminase activity; zinc ion binding. Gene Ontology annotation, cellular component: cytoplasm.